Molecule: messenger RNA, 1610 nt
Organism: Radiomyces spectabilis
Lineage: Eukaryota; Fungi; Mucoromycota; Mucoromycetes; Mucorales; Radiomycetaceae
Exons: 12
Coding region: 139-1491 (450 amino acids)
Molecular function (GO): protein binding
Source: RefSeq, a predicted model, not a curated record
CAGCCAGCGAUUCCUGCACGUGCAAGCUUUUGUCCCUCAUCAUGUUCACGUUUAUAUGCUAGUCCUAUAUAACUUUUUUUCUAUGGGAAUUAAACUUUAGGGAUCUCUUUUUAUUUUCUUCAGCUUUUGCUUUGCAACAUGAGGGUUCCUUUUGCAGUAUGCUUGGUGAUAUUUUUCCUUAUCUGUGUCGCGUACGGUCAAGAGGACAUCACUGUUGAAGAGGAUGAAGAUAGCGCCAUAAAUACAGAUACAGAUGAGUCUCCGACGCAAGAUACCACCAUCCCAUCUGCAGAUGACGUGCUUGAACCGUCUCCUUCCCAAGACAGUGCACCCAAGAAUGCAACGCAACCGCCCAGCGAAUCUGCCUGUGCAGCAUUGAGUCAUUGGUACCAAAGCCUCAAUGGCAAAAACUGGAUUAUCCGAACAGGAUGGGAGUCACAGGAUAUGAGGAGCUGCUGCUCAUGGUACAACGUUCAUUGUAAUAAUCUCGGUCAAAUCUUGAAAAUUAAUCUGUCCCACAAUAACUUGGUUGGUACAUUGCCAGACAAUGUGCAGGAUGUUCCCGAUAUAGCCCAUCUGGAUCUAAGUCAUAACCACCUGACGGGUGGAUUACCUGAUUCGAUGAUGCACGCUCAAAAAUUACAGAUUAUAAACUUUGAUAUGAAUAAUUUAACUGGUUCACUGCCAGCAUCCUUGGGCCAUCUCCCCAUGCUGUCUAAUAUACAUUUGCGGAAUAAUUCAUUCACGGGGACAAUACCGGAUACGUGGAGUAACAUGACUUCUCUCAAAGCUUUGUAUCUCAGCAACAACAAGCUAUCAGGUGACUUUUCCGCGACGAUCACUCAGCUCCUAGCUAUACAAAGUCUAGCGCUAGACAAUAACGCUAUUACUGGGUCAUUGCCUGAAAGUAUAGCCAAUUUGAGAAUGCUCAGAUCGCUUAAUCUAAAGAAUAACCGUUUGACCAACGGUAUUCCCGCUUCCAUCGGAAACUUGACAUUACUUGAAACAUUAUCCCUAUCGCAUCAAAUGUUGAACGGAAGUUUGCCAGAUUCGAUUUACGAACUUUCCAACCUUGAAACGCUGGAUCUAUCCAACAAUCGGUUGAGAGGCGGCAUCUCGGAAAAGAUUGGAAAUCUAAAGAAGCUGAAAAAGCUAUCACUGGGACACAACAGCUUGACCGGACCGCUCCCCCAGCAACUUGGGUCAUUAAGUAAUCUAGAAUUCCUGAUGCUCAACUACAACACCCUGAAUGGCCAGUUUCCUCCUCUGAUUGCCCCUGCGCCUCUGGCCUUUUGCUAUAUGACCCCUAAUCAGUUCCAAAGUUGUCCCGAUCAGAACGUCACAAACAAUCCAGAUAGCUUGGCUUUCCAAUGCUCGAUCAAUUGUGCAUCGAAAAAUAGCAAAACAAAGAGUGAUGCAUCGUCCAUUACCAUGACAACCUUGGCGAUCCCAUGGACAUGUCUCAUCGUCACCAUAGCGACAUUCAUUUAACAACAGAAAAUAAAAGACGAGUACGGAUGAAUCCCUUUUUUUAUUCACUGCGGUAUGCAAAAGAUGGAUGACAGUCUAAUUAGAUGCCUCGAAAUGUUGUCUUGUCAAUGAAAUUGAGU